AUAUAUUACAGAAAAACACUCUCUUAAACCAAAUGUCACUUACUUUGAUCGAAGCCAGCAAGCAAGUUAAUCGUUCCGAUUUGUUAACGUUGAAUUAAACAAAACGAAUUUAUUUGUAAGCCAUUGUUAGUGCAUUAAGUGUUAAAUUUAAAGUACAGAAAUAUGCCGAAAAUUCGUCGCAGUCGAAAGAAGCCGCCAGAUGGUUGGGAAUUGAUUGAACCCACAUUGGAAGAAUUGGAACAGAAAAUGCGAGAAGCUGAGACUGAUCCGCAUGAGGGAAAACGUAUAAAUGAAUCAUUGUGGCCAAUUUUCAAAGUGCAUCAUCAGAAAUCGCGAUACAUUUACGAUCUGUUCUAUCGGCGAAAGGCGAUUAGUCGCGAAUUGUAUGAUUAUUGUAUUGCGGAGAAAAUAGCCGACGCCAAUUUAAUAGCAAAAUGGAAGAAAUCUGGUUACGAAAACUUAUGCUGUUUAAGAUGCAUUCAAACAAGAGAUACAAAUUUCGGUACAAAUUGCAUAUGUCGUGUACCCAAGUCCAAACUUGAGGAAGGUCGUAUUGUCGAAUGUGUGCACUGUGGAUGCCGUGGAUGCUCCGGAUAAUUAGCAACAAUCAUAAUCUACGUAUCAUUCUUUAAUUUCCUAACCUGUUCAUGGACAAGACUUGAAAAAAAACCGAUUAUGUUAGAUGAUAAGUUUCUCACUUUUUCUGUGAGAUUACUACUACUAUUUUAAUAUUCACAAAAACAAUAAUCUGACAUGAGUCCAUUCUAUGAAACUCCAGUUUUAAUGAACAUUUUUUUUAAAUACCGAAUAAAGAGUAAACAAAUUAUAUGAAAAAUA
This is a messenger RNA of Contarinia nasturtii (swede midge), 837 nucleotides long. It is a transcript of the gene l(1)10Bb, whose product is annotated as protein BUD31 homolog. The record is from RefSeq and is a predicted model, not a curated record. Gene Ontology annotation, biological process: mRNA splicing, via spliceosome. Bases 163 to 597 code for a protein of 144 amino acids. Gene Ontology annotation, cellular component: spliceosomal complex; nucleus. Lineage: Eukaryota; Metazoa; Arthropoda; Insecta; Diptera; Cecidomyiidae. The transcript is spliced from 2 exons.